Bombus pascuorum is the source of this 3843-nucleotide messenger RNA. Its product is annotated as dynein axonemal intermediate chain 7 homolog. The record is from RefSeq and is a predicted model, not a curated record. Gene Ontology annotation, molecular function: microtubule binding; beta-tubulin binding. Lineage: Eukaryota; Metazoa; Arthropoda; Insecta; Hymenoptera; Apidae. Gene Ontology annotation, cellular component: axoneme. The transcript has 16 exons. The coding region runs from base 1007 to 3454 and encodes 815 amino acids.
AAAACACCCUAUAUACCCGUGACGUUCGAAGAUAAGAGUAGUUGCACGAUAAAUUCUUAAACGUUAUCACAGAAAUUAAUGAGCUGACGAUAUCUGCAUAUCCAUUUUCUUAUGACCUUCAUACCAGUAUUUGUAAAUAUCCGAUAAUUCGAUCAUGAAUACAAUACGUUUGCUGUUUAUUUUCCGCGAAUAAUCGCGUAGUACGAAAGCAGCUUAUUCAAUGUCUCUUCUCUAUACAUUUUGCUUUUGUUUUGCUAUAUGUAGAGCAAAGUAUAGAGUACACCCUACACAUGUAUGUACAUGUAUAUAUAUGUAUAUACAUAUAUCGUUGGUAGUUGGUUACGACAGUCGGCAGUUGUCAGACGUGUUACUGUCGAUAGUGACAUUCAUGACGGCGUUUGACAAGAAACGGAGGUUUCUCGCUUAUCCAUUUGAAUACAUCGAUGUCGUCAUUUGCCCGACAAAGCGAAACAACGUCGUUGUUGACUCGUUCGAGCUUCGACUUGGACCAAGUGAUCAUCUCGGAGAGGUAUCGAUUCGGCAAAAAAGUACCCAUUUCGACCCUAUGUCGAGCUUGUGGAAUCGAAGGGCAAAGCAUUGUCGAAUAAUAACCGACAAACGACGAAAAGCAUACAAGAUUUCAUCGACGAAGAAAAUGACCGCGAUUCAUACUCGGACUCCAAGUCGGACGUGUUGUACGUGGAAUAUGAAGAGGAUGAAGUAGAAAGAGAAAGUAUCGCGCGAAGACAACGAGCGAAAUCCAUCGACGCACCACGUCACGUCUUAUCAUUGGUGGAAAGAUGGCGCGAAUGGCAGGUUAUUUCGCUGUAAAGUAAAUCGAGAUAAGCGACGAUCAUUUGAUUCGCGUUGAUGUCUGCGGUGUAGCGACGUAACGCGGUUCGGCCAACUUUCGAAUUUCAAAUCAGCCGAUUUAGUAAACGCGUUGAGCCGCAAACGCCGUGAUCGUUUCCCAAAAGAAAUCGAACAAUCUCGAUUAAUUUAGAAAAUGGCAGCGGCCGCAAUUAUAGCGCGAUCCAAAGACACGUCCCUGAAAAAUCAGAAAGGAAGGAAAGAAGACCAAGCUUCGCCGGAAGAAAAAGUAGAUGAGUCUGCUGGCAGAGCAGGAAUCUUCGAUGUAGAUAAAAUUAGUCGGAUGGAGGAUAUCAGGGAUCUUAUGAUAAAAGACAUGCAAGAGGAGAUUCGUUUGGAACAAUAUGACAAGAAACGAAAAACGGAAAUGGAAGCGGAAGAAGCGACGAUCCGGCAGAGACAGCUGAAGCAGACAAGUGUCAUACUUUCUCGACAUUGGACAGCGUACGCGAAUAACAUAUUGACUCUGAAACAAGAAGAGAACUGGGCACGGUACAUGACUUGCGAUGGUCUACCAGAUCCUGGUUCGUUGUCCGACAUGAAUACAUUUUUGUUUCUUUGGCCGUUGAGUGACAAAGAAGCUAGUAUGAAUACCAUAGAGGAUAAGUGUCGAGUGAUCACACACCUGUUGAGCAAGAUCGAUCGAAUUAUUCGCUUCUCCACGAUCGACUCGAAGGAAUACGUGGUCGAAUGCGAAUCGAUCGCUACUAAGCUUCGAAUCGAACUUCAACGAUGGAUAGAUCUCGCGUGCUACCGAUUGCUACGUAACAUCGAGGCUAACAUGAUCAGAGAAGACAUGAAAACUACCAGAUACGUUCGUGCGACGAACAAAGCAGUGUGUUGCGUUUGGGCUCCUAUCGCGUUGCCGAUAGGACUGAAACGACAAGGAGGGGAUAUAGAACGAUCGUCGUUAAUCGCACACGGAAAGUCGGUCGAAAUAGAAUUCGAAGAAAUGAAACUGACGAUUAAGAUGCCGAGCGAUUUGGACUGCCAUCGUAUGGCGAUUAGAGGUCUUUGGCUUGCUUACGAUCAUUACUCGAUCGAAGCUAAUUCCUAUCGCAUGCCCCAACUACCAGAAAAUUUGUUCGAUCUGUGGAAUCCAUCGCUAGAUCUUCUGGAAUACUCGACAAGACAGUAUGAAGAAAAGGUUCGAUUACACGAGGAACAAGCGGAAGGACGACGUUUACGUCUAGAGGAAAAGAAAGCGAUACUGGAAAGAAUGGAAUAUCCUCCGGUUUCACCGCGGCUGGAUAAAAGAAGGAAACGAGGUAAAAAGGAGAAAAAAGCACAUUCGGCGAAAGAUUACCAGUUGGAAUUCGAAUCCACGUUGACUUCGGUGUUGCCUUCGAAAACGGAGCUAUUACCCUAUCUGCCGACCCCGAACGAGAUACUUGAUGAGAGGGAAGAGAAAACAAUGUCGGAAAGCAGAAAGUUACUCUUUACUCGAUGCGAAACGACAGAAGUGAAUUUGCGAAAAUAUAGGAUCCUCGGUGGAGUAUUUCGCGUAGAUCUCCUCUAUCAACCGCCACAACCAAAAGAUCUCGGAAAAGAGACUUACUUAACUACUCUUGAAUUACCGAAGGAGCCGAAAUUCGUACCGUUUCUUAGAUCAUACGAGACACCUAAGGCACCACUGGAGUCCGAGAGAACGCCGGAAGUCAUCGAAGCUGAAAUGAAAGCUCUGGAACUAGCGAUGGAUGCGCUCGUCUUGCUUACACUCAAGCUACCCGAUACGGUGUUCUGGUUCGAACCACCGGUGGUCGCCCAUUGGUUACCAGAGAAAGAAAUGUGGUCAACGAAACACGUACACGAUGUUAAAUUCAACGAGGAGAAACAAACGAUCACGUUUCGUACCGGAAGAUUAGGAAUCCAUGGAUUAGCUGGCUACAAAUACGCGAAUCUUCCGUUUCAAAGUUGGGAAUUGAAACCGGAAAUGGGAAAAAGCGGACGAGAUCAUGCCGGGGUGGUUCUCAGCAUUACAGCUGCCACGAUUCAAGCCGAGUUCGUUGUCAGGGAAGAUCGAGUUUGUUUGAACUCACUUACCGGUGCCGCGUCUACUCCGAUUAAGGAAAUUAUCGGUGAAUAUUUCGAAUUGGAAUGCUUGAUCGAGCGAUUGCAACAAGUUGGAUGCGACCUGUUUCCAGAACGGGACGCUGCCAGCUAUUUAAAAGGACUCUCGAUCAAACACCCGAUCGCUGAGAAACACUUGAGAAAGUGUAUGGCUCUAUUGUCUACCUCUUAUAUUUUUUCUUGGUCUCGAUGGAACGCGACUCGCAGCUUUCGAGAAAUAGUUUUGCAGUUUAAAGAGGUACACGGUUGCAUCGCAAAACAGCGUACGAACCUGACGGUCUUGGUAACAUCUUCGCGGACAAUGCGCAUACGGUGUACCGAGGUCAGUUCCGAAUUCUCCGACUUACCACUCGAUGACGAAGAAGACAUCAAGUUUUACGCCGACCUUUAUCAAUUGGCGUUGAACACCGCCGGGAUCAAGACUCGACUACUGACGGAACGGAUGUCGUAUAAAUUAGCGUCGACGGUUACUCAACUUCUCGAACGUACCAACGUUAUCAGCUUGUCCUCUUAACUCGAACGAGCUGCAAAUAAGGACACUUGGCUGUCGGUGCAUCGAAAAUGGAAAAAGGGCAAUAAGAUUGGAUGACGAGAGUUCGUUUCCCAAACGAAAUUCUCUUUAUUCGGAUAUACAACGUUAUGUCGAGCAUCAAGCGAUAUUCAGGAAAUAAUAAACGCCUCCGUUCGAUCAGUUUGUCAACGAUAUAUCAGUUUGUAAAACGAUAUUUGACUCGAAGGAAACACACAGCGAUAUCGAGCUUAUAGUUAAGCGAUAAAGAGUUAAUCGAUGCGCUUCGUCGUUGGGUCGAGGGUCGAAUGAAAGAGAAUGAGGUAGCAGAAUGAUGUAGGGUAGAGAUUGCGCGACCGAGUCGGUUGCUGGAAUGCUCGGGACGAAGGGCAAGA